AUGGCAGAUUUGGAAAAUUUGCUUUUGGAGGCUGCAGGAAGAACUGGUGCAGCUGGGAGAAAUCGGCAUUCUCUCCCAUCUUCGAGGAGACGACGCGAUGGCUCUUAUUCGGAUGGUGGGAGUGAUUCUAGGGAUGAUGAUUCAGAUGAUGAACUAAAUUAUGCGAGCAGAAAGCCAUCUGGGCCGCAAAUUCCUCUGAAAAAGAGAUUAGAUCCGGCCGACAGAGAUGAUGAGUUGGGCAGUCAUGAAGAAGCGGAUGAUGGGCGGAGCGACGGUGAAGGCGAUACGAGUGAUGAGUCAAAUAUAGGCGAUGAUCUUUAUAAAGAUGAAGACGACAGGCGAAAGCUUUCUGAGAUGAGUGAACUUCAAAGAGAGAUGAUUUUGUCGGAUAGGGCUUCCAAAAAGGACGAUAAAAGCUUAUUGGGAAAGAUAGCAUCAAAGCGUGAGAAAGGAAAGGCAGUAAUGACUGGAAAGCAGUCUCCCCCGCUGUCAUCCUCUCGCAUGCGAGCAUCAGCCAGAUCUGCUGAUAGGUCAGCCAAGAAUGAAGCAUUAAAUGAAUUACGAGCAAAGCGGUUGAAACAACAAGAUCCAGAAGCUCACCGUAGAUUGAGAGAGGCGUCUAGAAGCUCAGGGCCACGACACUUUUCCCCGCCAAAGCGCAAAUCUUUCACAUCAGCUAAUCUCAGUAGUUCAAGCCGCAGUGAUAGUGAAAGUUCUCAGAGCGAUGAUGAAGGAUCAACUGGGGACGGAGGAAUUGCUGACAGUGAUGAUGAUAGGGCAUCUGGCCCCGAGGGGCCAUCCUUUCAGAAUAUAAAGGAAAUAACUAUCCGCAGGUCAAAACUUGCGAAAUGGUUGAUGGAGCCUUUCUUCGAGGAGUUAGUAGUUGGUUGCUUUGUAAGAGUUGGAAUUGGUAGAUCAAAAACCGGACCUAUCUACCGGCUCUGUAUGGUGAAAAAUGUGGAUUCCUCAGACCCUGAUCGACAGUAUAAACUAGAGAACAAAACUACACACAAGUAUUUGAAUGUUGUUUGGGGAAACGAAAGUUCUGCUGCUAGAUGGCAAAUGGCUAUGGUAAGCGACUCUGCUCCACUUGAAGAGGAAUACAAACAGUGGGUGAAGGAAGUAGAUCGAGGCGGUGGCCGGAUGCCAAGCAAACAGGAUGUGUUAGACAAAAAACAAGCUAUACAUAAAACCAUUAAUUUUGUCUACUCUGCAGCUACUGUGAAGCAGAUGAUACAAGAGAAAAAGUCUGCCUCGUCAAGGCCGCUAAAUAUUGCCGCCGAGAAGGAUCGACUAAGGAGGGAGUUGGAUAGAGCACAAAGUAAGAACGAUGACGCAGAAGUGGAGAAGAUCAAGACAAGACUUCUAGAAUUAGAGGCAUCUAGACAUACAAAGGUGAAGGACGCCAAAGCUCUGAAACUGGCUGAAAUGAACAGAAAAAACAGGGUUGAGAACUUCAAGAAUGCUUCUGAAUUAAGGCCAACAAAAACCGGUUUGAAAGAAGGGGACGCGGGUUAUGAUCCAUUUUCAAGGAGGUGGACAAGAUCAAGAAACUACUAUGUUGCGAAACCCGGUGAAAAAGCUGCCGCUGGAAAUAUUAGUGCCGUUGGUGUAGUUGCUGAUGCAGGCAGCAACGGAACUGGAGUACCAGUAACUGCGGAGUCUGGUGUCGUGGCUACUGCCGCUGCCUUGGAAGCUGCUGCUGAUGCCGGGAAGUUGGUGGAUACAAGUGCUCCAGUGGAUCAAGGGACAGAAUCAAACACGCUGCACGGUUUCGAGCUGCCAAUCUCAUUAGCAUUACUUCAUAAGUAUGGAGGAGCCCAAGGAGCUCAAGCUGGGUUUAUGGCAAGAAAACAAAGAAUAGAAGCAACAGUUGGAUUUAAAAUUAAGGAAAAUGAUGGCAGGAGACAUGUACUGACUCUAUCAGUUGGUGAUUACAAAAGAAGAAGAGGGCUUCUCUGA
Vicia faba (fava bean) is the source of this 1962-nucleotide messenger RNA. The record is from the annotation of a GenBank genome assembly. NCBI's taxonomy places the organism in Eukaryota, Viridiplantae, Streptophyta, Magnoliopsida, Fabales, Fabaceae.